Messenger RNA from Aspergillus glaucus CBS 516.65, 1090 nucleotides. RefSeq names its product v-SNARE protein VTI1. The record is from RefSeq and is a predicted model, not a curated record. Gene Ontology annotation, cellular component: ER to Golgi transport vesicle membrane; endoplasmic reticulum membrane; late endosome membrane. The transcript has 2 exons. Lineage: Eukaryota; Fungi; Ascomycota; Eurotiomycetes; Eurotiales; Aspergillaceae. Gene Ontology annotation, biological process: intra-Golgi vesicle-mediated transport; retrograde transport, endosome to Golgi; vesicle fusion with Golgi apparatus. Gene Ontology annotation, molecular function: SNAP receptor activity; SNARE binding. The coding region runs from base 160 to 834 and encodes 224 amino acids.
GACAGCUGUGAUUGCGACGCUGAACGCUUCCUGCAUUCUCCGGGUAAAGACAUACUGCCUGUCCGCCCCAGAUCGGGUACAUAGACCGGCUUAUCAGGACCAUACCAAUCAACCAUUCACCUCCAGAUCGAAGCUAUUCACCCCAGAUAGACCACCACAAUGUCCAACCCUCUAGACACCGACGCGGGCUCCGAGCUCUUCAGCAGCUACGAAACCGAACUCAAACUCCUGCAGGCAGACCUAAACCAGAAACUCGACCAGAUCGCAGAGGCGAGUGGGGAACAAAGGAAGUCCGCCAUCAGCCAAGCCGAGCGCGCAAUGGACGAAGCCACAGAACUCCUCGACCAGAUGCGCAUGGAGAAGCAGAACAUCCCCUCCGCGUCGCGCUCAAAGGUCAACAUGCGGUUCCGCAACUACGCCACCGAAAUCGACGAGUCGAAGCGCAAGCUCAAGUCGCUGUCGGAUGAUCGUAAGGCGCUGUUUGGGGAUCGGUACACGGAUGAUCCGCAGGAUGAGCAUUUGGAGCAGAGGCAGCAGUUGUUGAGUGGGACGGAGCGGUUGGAGCGCAGCUCGGCGAGGUUGCAGAAUAGUCAGCGGCUUGCGUUGGAGACGGAGGAUAUUGGUCGGGGUACGUUGGCGGAUUUGAAUCAGCAACGGGAGAUGAUUGAACAUACGCGGUCGGGGUUGCAACAGAGUGAGGGCUAUGUUGAUACUAGUAUCAAGACGUUGCGGGGAAUGGCCCGUAGGAUGGCUACGAAUCGGCUGAUCACGAUUGCGAUCAUUACCGUUCUGGUUCUUUUGAUUUUUGCCGUUAUCUACAGCAAGUUCCAUUAGCGUUGUCCGGCAGGCGUUGAUACAGGUUUAUUUUUAUCGCUCUUGUUAUGUGAAUUACACACCGUCCAUCUUGUUUGAAUUGCAGGCACUCUACGAAUCCACUUGUAUGAUAGCGUUUAUCAGCUUAAUACUCCGAUGUUGCAGUUGAAUCGCGUUGCUUUAUUCAAUCAUCGAUCUCUUAACAGAAGCAGGGGUAUCAUUGCGCAAAGAUAAUCUAAACAUAAAUGCCAGCAACCAAGUCCUAAUUCAUAAUCCU